This is a messenger RNA of Ornithodoros turicata, 4606 nucleotides long. RefSeq lists its product as uncharacterized. Gene Ontology annotation, cellular component: nucleus. Gene Ontology annotation, molecular function: zinc ion binding. The transcript is spliced from 2 exons. Bases 384 to 4220 code for a protein of 1278 amino acids. The record is from RefSeq and is a predicted model, not a curated record. Lineage: Eukaryota; Metazoa; Arthropoda; Arachnida; Ixodida; Argasidae.
CAAAUACCAGCAACUGAAUCUGAAUGUUGACGCCCUGACACCACAAACAGGAGCAGCAGGCGCUUUCCACGUGAUACGGUGAUAUUCCCGCCCGGAAGUCACUUAGGGACAGGAAAACACGAUCUGGCGUUACUGCGUUGCUCGGCGACGUUCCUCCAUGGUUGUGGGUUGUGGAUUCUGAACAGGGCUGUCUCACGACAACUAUUCCGAAACUAUAGAGCUGGCAACGUGGGAAAAUCAAGUCAAGUGACUAAGUGGUCAAAGUCCAAGCGGUCCAGUCUAAGUUCGAUCAAGUUGCUUUCGUGUAUUCACCACGCAUGGUGCCUAGUAAACUUGUCGCUGUACACAUAUGAUUACUAUUUACACAAGUCAGCAGCUGAUAGAUGUCUGCUGCCAGCGAACGUGGCCGGGGUCGCGGCUGUGGCCGCGGCAGACAUAGGGCGGCACACACCUCUGGUCAGCAACGCUCUUCCGGGGAUGAUGCAACAUCACUUCAGCACCAGCAAAUCGGGCCAGGACGACGGAGGAGACGGGCGCACGGAGGCCGAGCUCAAAACCAACCUAGUAUUCCUUCUGCUUCCAAUACCACAUUGCUCUUCAGCUAUCAACGUGGUCAGCAAGAAGAUGGCCCUGCACCGUCCAUCCUAGAUGCCACAGUUGAACAGACUCAAGUGCAAGGAUCGGCCUGCCGAAGCCGGGGCCCUCUUCAUCGAAAUCAAGAAGAGGAUAUCGAAGGAAAUGGAGGUUCAGGAACAAGUAAGAGGGAUACCUCUGCAGGUGCCAUACCAAAAACCGUUCGCUCACGGGGAUUGGAAGUAUCAACUUUGGGACAAGACACUUUGGAGCCCGGAAGACUGAAUAACACUGAACGAACAACUCUCCUUCUGCCUACCUAUGAGCAACUAAUUCUCCGUAGUGCAGACUCUGAUGGCACAGGUAUGCACAGCAGGUCAUUGAGAGCAUUUAAUGAACAUUUGAGGUCGUGCCUCACUGGAGCAACAUCCAUUGGUUUCUUCUGCUUGAAAGAGCGGAGGUUCGUACCAGGUCGUGGCCUUGGCUGGGCACUAGAACCGCAGCCGCAGGUCUCCAGUGGGAGAGUAAUACUCUUAAAAGACACCGAAAAGAGGCAGAUCUAUUACGGGGAAGUGGUCAGGCACAACAAGGAAGUGCUCGCUGUUUUGUAUAAUUCUGAGCUUGCCACGAACUGUGCCAGUAAGUUGGAGAUUGCAGAUGCUGGGAUGAGUGCUUCUUUUUUCUGGGCAUUAACCACAGCCCUUAGCGAGCAGCCCGUGAGAGCACACUUCGAUAUUUUGAGUGGGUAUACAGCUGCUGUUCCGGCAUCUUCAAUAUUUUUGCACCAGAUACCACUCCGCUUUGAAAGCCUCGGACAUUCGGGACGUCACUGGCCAGACGACGUAAGUACACUGGACGAACGGCAGUACGGUGCUCUUCGUUCUGCCAUUACGAACGCCAUAACCACGGUGCAUGCACCGCCUGGAAGUGGAGGGACUCGUCUUGCAUCCUGCAUUGUGAGAAUGCUUUUGGACAACUCACGUGUCUGGUACGGAAAAAAGCAGCCGGCAUUGAUUGUCACAGAAGACGUCUCUCCCUUCAAUGCUUGCGUCCCUGACUCGCAAGUCUUCACGCUUGGUAAACAUCUCGUUGUGGUUCAGCAUCCUAAGUCCUUAGGGGAAACCGCAACGGCUACUCCCGAUGUUGUUCAUGCGAAACGUCAACUUGACGAAGCUCUUGCAAGAGUUGUCAACAUUGCGUCUGUCCUUAUGGCCCCGGAACUUCGCGUCCUGCAUCAAGAUGAAUUGAAGGACUUCACAAGAUCAUUUUCUCACAAGUUGGGGCAAGAGAGAAAUUAUGUACGGGAGUGGCUCUUUUAUGGGACGAAUCCUGAAGAAGUCGAGCGUGUUGCUAAUGCUGAAGCAAUGAAUUAUGAUGCAGUGUGUAAACGCUACUGGGACAUUUUGAAACAUGAUGAAAACUCCAACAGGAAGUUUGGGAAACGGGUGGUCCAAGGCAGAAUGGAGUUGCAGCGAGGGCAGCAAGGGCACUUCCUGCAGAAUGUGUACAUGAAAAACAUUUACCUAUGGAAGAGGCUUCCCAACACUCAAAGCGAGUGUCUUCCUGAUUUGGCGCACGUCAAGGAUAUCUACUCCCUCGACAUUAGAGACAAGUGGAUUCUGUACAACUUGUGGGUAUCACGUUUCAGAAGUUCUAACCAUCGUCAACUGUGCAUGGCACAAGAGCAAGUCACCCGCGAAAGUCAAGUGUACAACAGGCUUUCAAAAGAAUCCACGACAACUCAAGUUGUUGGCAAGCCAGUUGUUGUGGUAAGCCCCCAUGCUGCUGUAGAGCACAGAUUUUUACUACAGGCACUCUGCCCACGGAUUCUGAUGGUACUUGGAGCCCAACGGGUUGGAGACUUUCUGCUCCCAGGUAUCAUGUUUCCUAGCAUCGAGCAAGUAGUGCUUAUUGGAAACAACUUUGAUGCAGCACAAGUGAAUGGCCCUUUGUGGCACCGGGUUCAUCAUAGCGGUGGUACUACUGGGCACUAUGAGCUGAACAUGCAGUAUGUAUUGCCACAGAACAUCUGCACAGUAUUAAGUGCAUGCACUGGUGAAAGCAUGGUAUCACGCAUUUCUACGGAUCUGUCUUUAAGGGGUGUGAAAGAGCCCAUAAGGUUCUUCAACAUAAAGCAAAGGGACAUGGCCUUGUUAAUGCUCGUUCGGCUUGCAGCUCACUUUGUAAGUCAUGGAUAUGGAAACGGUAGUCUUGCCGUUUUAACCCUGGACUCCGACGGAGACACACUACAUCGUUUGCAGUCAGUUCUGGAUGCUAAAGGAGUCAACAUUAAGGCCACUUCCAUCCAUUCAUGGUACCCACGUUGCACUGUGAUAAGCGUUAUCUAUGCUAGUGCAAAGUCUAGUGGAAAAAUGUUUGCUGCUGCAAUAAGUCGUAGUCUGUGCGCCGUUUAUGCCUUCGGUGAUGUCCCUCCUGAGGACGAAGAGUUCCAGAACAUUGUGAACGCAUCAAGGCACAUCUCACUGGGUCCCCUGACCUUAGAAUGCAUCAGGCACCCAGGGAAGCCUGUCUUUAUAUCAAGCCCUCGAGACUUUACGACAAAGUUCAGCGACAACGGCAGCUGCAGAGAACGAUGCGGCAAAACGCUACAUUGUGGUCACACCUGCUCUGGUGGAUGCCACACGGGAGCACACAUUCAGCGGUGCGAAGAACAAGUUAGUGUCACCCUCUCUUGCGGACACUCAGGAAUGGCGUGCUGCAGCGAUGCAGCAUUGUACGCUGCUGCCGACCCCUUGCUGCAUCUAAAUAGGAGCCUACGCCUUCCUCCAUGUAAUGUAAUGGUUCGAGCGACGCUUCCAAACUGUGAACACCAUGCAGAGUUCCCCUGCUUUUCAAAGGACAGGGAUCGCUUGACUUACCAGUGCAUGGAGCGUGUGUCCACUCUAAGCUGCGGGCAUUCAGCUUCCAUCCUCUGUCACGAGCAGAAAAGAUUUUUGUGUCAGCAGCGUGUUACCCAGACACUCCCUUGUGGCCAUCGUGUUACCAGAACUUGUUGCGAUACAUCCAUGUGUACCCUGGAGGUAGAGAAAGAACUUCCCUGUGGCCACACCGUGGUGCUUGAGUGCUGGAUGGCAACUUCCAACUAUUGGAAAUCAAAGUCCUGUAACGUAAGAGUGCGCACUAAGCUUCCAGACUGUGAACACCACGUGGAGUUUCCUUGCUCGUCCGUAUCAACUGAUCGCCUGAAUUACCAGUGCAGAGAACUUGGCGCCACACUUGACUGCGGCCACAAGGCAGAGGUUGUUUGCUGCAUGAGAAAGAAGUUUCCGUGCCAACAAAUUGUGGAGAAACGUAUGCCCUGUGGGCAUUUAGUUCGUCGGGCGUGCUCUUCGUGCGAUUUGCCUUGCAAGGAACGUGUUGAGAGAACGCUUGCUUGCGGUCACCAAUUGUGGAUGGAUUGUGGUGCAGAGUUGAGAAGCGCCUCGUGCAGUGUGGUUGUGGUGAAACAGCUAGAAUGCGGCCAUUCUGUUUCUAGGAGGUGCUCAGACAACAGCAGUUGCCAGAUGCGGUGUUCUAAUAUUAUUGCUAAGUGCAGACACAGGUGCUCAUUGCCCUGUGCACACAAUCAGGGUAAUCCACUAAGGCACGAAUGCAAGAAAUGUGCAGACAAGUGUCUCAUAUCGUGAUUUGGCAGUACGGGGAGUGUCUUAUGAUGGCAGUACCUCUUCCGUUUGCCUUCAGUUCUAGAUGAGUAAUAGAUGGAAGCCACCGAGAACAGGUGUUAAGAGUGCCUUCUGUAAUUAUUUUUGCACUUGAUUUGAAAUUGAUUUUGCCGUUUUAAUAUGUUUAUUUUUAUGCUUGAUGAAAACAAACUUUUUGAAGCAAAAGUGAAACUUUGCAUGCAGAACCUUGUGUCGAGUUUGCAUGUACAGUGAGUCUGCAUGUAAAAACCUGUAUCACUGCUUUCACGUUGCAAAUAGAUAUGCUACAUGUCAUGCAGGCCUGGGAUUGAAGCAUUGUACACAUUUGGAGCAGUAAAUGGGUGUAGUUAAAUGUGGCAAGGAGAAACGGA